GGAGAGCUUCUCAGAAAAUGCGGACAAUUACCCAAGUUCAGGUCCUAGUUGUCCUGUCGACACACUCAGUAUGGGCAAUGGCAGCGAUCAGCCAACGAAAUCAGCCCGUACAAGAUCAAGUCAAGACCCAGGCUCCACUUAGCCAAUCAGCAUCCUCCUCUCUCAAUGCUUAUGCAGCGCAUGUGCAGGAGCAUCGCAGCUCUUACAUGAAGUCCGCGAUGACGUCAGAGAACAGAGAAGACCACGUGCAAGAUUCUGACGUGAUGAGCGAGGAGCCGAACAGUCAUGAUGGCAGGAGGCCAAAGAGAGCUUCUGUACUAGCUGCGGCAAUACCAGUUGUAGGGGAAUUUUUCCGUAAUAUUUUUCAGGGUUCGUCAAAUACUCCCGACUGUAUGACAGAGGCCCAGCUGGAAAGAAAAUUUUAUGAAUACCAGCAAGCGCUGACAUCAGGUGCCAAGGAAAUCCAGGGUUUGCCUGCAAUCCUGAUGUUUAUAGGCGUCAGGAUCCUGUACAUGGUGUUGGGGCUCCAGAUGUCAUUCUAGAAGUGUAUGCGAAGACAAAACUGGCUUAACAGUUCAUUAUACAUAUAUAAAAUAUUUUGU
This is a messenger RNA of Haliotis rubra (blacklip abalone), 602 nucleotides long. RefSeq lists its product as uncharacterized. The coding region runs from base 18 to 542 and encodes 174 amino acids. NCBI's taxonomy places the organism in Eukaryota, Metazoa, Mollusca, Gastropoda, Lepetellida, Haliotidae. The record is from RefSeq and is a predicted model, not a curated record. The transcript is spliced from 3 exons.